Phyllotreta striolata is the source of this 939-nucleotide messenger RNA. The record is from the annotation of a GenBank genome assembly. NCBI's taxonomy places the organism in Eukaryota, Metazoa, Arthropoda, Insecta, Coleoptera, Chrysomelidae.
AUGGAUCACUGGGAGAAUAGGAAAUUUAGGAAAUAUUUAAUAUACAUAAUUAUAACAUCCUGUAUACUUAUAACAUGGAAAGUUCUCUCUAAUGAUACUGGUAAAUCUUAUACAAGUGAGAUAAUCGAUUGUUCAAGAUACCUUCAGGAAAAGCUACACUUAACACCCUUACAAAAAAUGUGGCUCACAAAAUUAGAUGAUAUACCAAUUAUUUAUGCUAUUACACCAACUUAUGCUAGGCACGUCCAAAAGGCCGAGUUAACUAGAAUAUCCCAAACGUUGAUGUUAGUCCCCAAUGUACAUUGGAUAGUCGUAGAAGAUUCCGAAGAUAAAACUAGUCUUGUUAGUAAUUUAAUAGCAGAUAGUGGAUUGAAAGUCACCCAUUUGGUAGCAAAAACUCCUCCAUUUGAAAAAUUACAAGCUAAAGAUCCUCGAUGGAAACGUCACAGAGGAGUUGAACAAAGAAACAAAGCUCUGCUUUGGUUAAGAAGUAAUCUUCAACUAAAUACAGAUAAGGGCUAUGUGUAUUUCAUGGAUGAUGAUAAUGUGUACAGUAUUAAAGUUUUUUCAGAGAUCAUGAAAAUCAAAAAAGUUGGUGUAUGGCCUGUAGGUUUAGUGGGCGGUUUGAAUGUAGAGACUCCAAUUUUGGACCCCGAAACAGGUAAAGUGAAGGCUUAUAAAAGUGGCUGGAAGCCGAAUCGGCCUUUUGCUAUAGACAUGGCCGGUUUCGCCAUAAACUUGGAUUUAAUUCUUGAAAAAACGGACGCAAAUUUUUCGUAUAAAAUGGAAAAAGGUUUUCAAGAAAGUCAGUUUCUAAGUUAUUUCACCAAAAAGGAAGAUUUGGAGCCCUUGGCUGAUAACUGUACCAAAGUGUAUGUUUGGCAUACCAGAAGUGAAAAACCACUGGUGAAUGGAGUAGUUGUAGGCUACGAAGUUUGA